This is a messenger RNA of Arvicola amphibius (Eurasian water vole), 2925 nucleotides long. RefSeq names its product zinc finger protein 54-like. Gene Ontology annotation, molecular function: DNA-binding transcription factor activity; RNA polymerase II cis-regulatory region sequence-specific DNA binding. Bases 1131 to 2810 code for a protein of 559 amino acids. Gene Ontology annotation, biological process: regulation of transcription by RNA polymerase II. The transcript has 8 exons. The record is from RefSeq and is a predicted model, not a curated record. Lineage: Eukaryota; Metazoa; Chordata; Mammalia; Rodentia; Cricetidae.
GAGUGGCCAUGGUCAUGGUGUCUCUUCACAGCAAUAGUAAAGCCUAAGAUAAAUUCUCUGUCCUUAAUUGAUAGAACUUUUUGGGAAGGAUUAGGGAGGGUGGCACUUUAAAAUCAUAUUUUUGCAAGGAAUACAUUUUUUUCAGCAAAGAACAGAAGUUUAUACAUAGGUAACUUCAAUUAAUUAGUAGUUUAUUUUUCUCUAAAAUGAUGAGAAGAAUGUCCCUACUACCAGAGUUAAAAGAGCUCUGUUCUUGUCACUAUCAAUGCCCUGCUCAGCGCAGUCACAAGACGAUGGAGAGGGCACAGCAAAGGAAACUUAGAGCAAGGAAACCUCUUCCGGGAACAUCUCUACAGCUAAUCAGAAAUGUCUGAGGGGCCUUAUUUUUCUUUCAGUAAUAAAAUGACUUGGUGUUUUAGACUAAAAAGAGAUCGUAAAACUAUACUGAAAUAUGAAUGACCUCAUGUUAAUGUAUAAACAGUAUAAAAUAUGCAACUGAUCACCAGGAUCUAUUAAUCAAAGGAUCUAUUCUCUUUUCAGUGUAAGAAGUCUCCAAAGCAGAGGGCUGCUGCUUCUGUGUGUUCUGAAUGAGAACUGCCCCCAUGUGCUCAUGUAUUUGAAUGUUUGGACCCUAGUGAGUGAACAGCUUGGAAAGGAUUAGGAGGUGCGACCUUGUGGGAAGAGAUACUGAAAGCUGGAAUGCAAUGUUUUAAAACUGAUCUACUGCUCAGCCAUGAUCAUGGUAAUCCUUCCUGCUGAUGAGGUGAUUCUAUAUAUUCUUGAGAGGUGCUUCAGAGAGUGGGAGGAAGAUGGAAGGACAUUUAUUCAAAAAUUAUAAAUAAUACUCAACUGCAUGUGUGUGAAAGGUUACAACUGGCUGGCCUGUCUCGUACAAACCCUAUAAGACACUAAAAUUCCUUUGGAAAGAGAGAAUAGAAGAAAGAAGAUGGAUAGGCCCAGCAAAGCCGGUGGUGUGACUGUGGACUUCUCCUAGGAGAGUCAAUGCCUGGAGCCUGCUCAGAGGGCUUUGUACUGGGACUGGAUGUUGCAGAAUUGCAGCACUAUGGUUUCUAAGGGGCUCACUGAUCACCCAGACCUGCUCACCUGUGGAGAACACAGAACCCUGGAAGAUGGAGCAGGAGGAGGCAGUGGUUAAGGAUCCAGGUCAGCAAGCCAUCUAUUCAUUGUUCCUGAAAGAGAAACUCACAGAAGAUAAACUGAAAGAAAUGGCUGAUUCUCCAGUUAAUCUAUUCCAGGGUCUGUUAACACUCUGGGAUGUAGCUCUGGACUUCUCCCAGGAGGAGUGGGAAUGCCUGGACUCUUCUCAGAGGACUUUGUACGUUGAUGUGAUGUUGGAGAAUUACAGCAACCUGGUCUAUGUGGAGAACUAUUGCAUAUGUGAUCCUAGCCAUCACCAUGUGAAGAAUGAAAAGCAGUGUUGUCAGUGUAAUGAGCUUGGCAAAGUGCUUCAUGACCCCUCCACAUGUGCACUUUAUAGAACAAAUGAAACUACAGAAAACUCUAAUAACUACAGAUGCAGUAAUCAUAGGGAUGACUCUGUUGACUCGUCAAACCCAGAUAAACAUGAAAGCAUGCAAACUGGAGAAGAACCUUGCAAAUCUAAAGACUGUGAGAGAUCUUUAUAUAUGUGUCCCAACAUUACUCAAGAUCAGAGAGUCCACAAAGCAAAGAAAGAGCACAGGCUGGAAAAAUAUGAUGACUCUUUUGCAUCUGCAUAUAGUCUUUUGCGACAACCAAUCUGUAUUGGAGAAAAACCACACCAAUGUGACAAAUGUGGGAAAUACUUUAGUACUGCCUCAAGCCUCACUGAACAUCAGAGAAUUCAUACUGGAGAGAAGCCUUACAAAUGUCAGGAAUGUGACAAAUCCUUUACUGUGAAGUCAACUCUUACAAAGCACCAAAGAAUUCAUACUGGAGAGAAACCCUACAAGUGCAACGUUUGUGAAAAAUCCUUUACUCAAUACUCAAGUCUGAAAACUCAUCAAAGACUCCAUACUGGAGAGAAGCCUUACAAAUGCAAUGAUUGUGACAGUUCCUUUACCCACUAUUCAUCUUUUAGAAGACAUCAGAAAACUCAUUCCCUAGAGGAAUUGUACAAAUGUAAAGAGUGUGGUAAGUCCUUUCUUGAAUCAUCACAUCUUAAAAGGCAUCACAGAAUCCAUACUGGUGAGAAGCCUUACAAAUGUGAGGUAUGUGACAAAUCUUUUAAUAUGUCCUCAAAUCUUAGAAAUCAUCAGAAAAUUCACACUGGAGAGAAACUUUACAAAUGUAGGCAAUGUAGCAAAUCCUUUAGCCUGGAUUCAUAUCUUAGAAUACAUCAGAGAAUUCAUACAGGAGAGAGACCUUACAGUUGCAGAGAAUGUGGAAAAUCAUUUCAUCAGUUGUCAGCACUUAAACGCCAUCAGAAAAUGCAUACUGGAGAGAAACCUUACAAAUGUACAGAAUGUGGCAAAUCCUUUAUCCAGGACUCUCAUCUUAGAACACAUCAGAGAGUCCAUACUGAAGAGAGACCUUACAAAUGUAAGGAAUGUGACAAAUCUUUUACCGAGUGCUCAACUCUUAGGCAACAUCAGAAAAUUCAUACAGGAGAGAAACCUUACAAAUGUAUGGAAUGUGACAAAUCUUUUACCCGUAACUCACAUCUUAAAAAACAUCAGAAACUUCAUACUGGAGAAAGAUCAUACAAAUGCAAAGAAUGUGACAUAUCCUUUAUUCAGAUUUUGAAUCUUAGAAGACACCAAAAAAUUCACUCUGUUGAGAAAAAUACCAUUGCAAAUAAUGUGACAUAGUGUUAUCUGGAAUUCACAACAAUAGAAAAAGGGUAAGAAACUUGUGAAUGCCUUAAAUCUUAACAAAUUUCACAGGAUUUAUAUGAAAAUAAAAUUCUGCAAAGUAACUGGGAAA